CGUAUAUGCCCAAAGUUUCCUUCUCCUUUAGCCUGCAAUUGUCACUGCCCUCUUUUCAACGCGUGUCAUUCAGAGUCUUUCUCUCCCCGCCCCUCUACUUUUGUUAUGGUUAAGUUUCACUUUACUCUCCACAACCAAACCUUUAGAACCAAACCUUUAGCUUCAAACCCAUAAUGAAAGUUCUAGGUGUCUCUCUACUGCUCACAGAUUGUCCAUGAGAUUGAUCAUGCUACGAUUAUAAGUAUCACUGGACAUAGAGCCCUGAAUCAGUUGAGUUGGAGGAUGGAAGACCCAAGUGAGGAGUGGGAGACUGAAGAAUAUUCAUGUGAAGGUAAUGGAGGCAAGAUGAGUUGGUUGUUGAACAAUGGUCUGGGACUGGGAAAGAAGGUUUUGAUAACUGGUAUUGUAGUUUCAUCCACACCAUUGGUUAUUCCUCCACUUUUGGCUAUUUCAGCAAUUGGGUUUGUUUUUUCAAUCCCUUCUGGCCUCCUCUUGGCAAGCUAUGCUUGCUCUGAGAGACUCAUGACAAAGUUGCUCCCAGGACCUGCACUACCUUCUCAUCUGCUAGAUUUUGGACUAGCAUCUGAUGAUGAAGAAGUAGAAGAGGAAGGUGAGGGCUGUGAAGGAGAUAUUGGUAUGGAAAAAGAGGAAGAAGAACAAAUGAAGGAAACAAAGAGAGGGGUUGAGAUGAGAAUUGAAUUAGUACUGAGAGAAGGAAAAGUCACCAAAGGGAAUAAUUUUGGUGUAAAGAAGGAUGAGCAAGGACUUAUAGAAGAUGUAGAUGAUAUUUUAGAGGAAAAUAGUUAUGAGGAAGAUGGUGGUGAAUGUUUGGAUGAAGAGGAGGAAACCCCAUUGGAAAAGAUGAUUAAGGCCAAACAUUUAGGACCGAGAGAAGAUGAAAAGGAAGAACCUGUGAUAGAAGAGAAUGAUGAACAGCCAGUUGAUGGGGCUGAAAAAGGGCUUGUGGUUGUAAUUGAAGAUGUUGGUGACUGUUUGGGAGAAAAGGAGGAAACCCCAUUGGAAGAGAUGAUUGAGGUCAAACCUUUAGGACUGAGAGAAGAUGAAAAGGAAGAGCCUGUAAUAGAAGAGAAGAGGAACGAACAGCCAGUGGAUGAGGGUACCAAAGGAGUUUUGGUUGUAAUUGAGGAAUAUGAGGAAAGUGGAAACAGUAUUAAAGGAUUGGAGACACCAUUUGAGGUGGCAACUGUUGUAGUUUUAGAAGAAAUUGGUAGUAAUGAAAGAGUAAAUGAUAUUGAAGCUGUGGAAGAGGACAAACAGUAUGAAGAGGAAAGGCAAGGAGGUACAGAGGAGGGAGAACAGAAAAUUGUUAAAAAUGCUGAAGUGAUGCAAAUACCAAAUGAAGAUAAGAAUGUUCAUAGCAUGGUGGAGAUGGAUGGCAGCUUGGAAGAAUUGAGAGAGGAGGAAGUUCAAAAAGUUGGAGAGAAGAUGCUUGAAACAAGAUACAUGGAAAUUAUAGAUGCUGUCCCCAAAGAGGCGCAAGCAAUUGAAAAGAAGGGAGAAGGAAAAACUGUAGUUAAUAAUGAACAAGCAGAAAAGCCAAUAGUGGAAAUUAGUGAAACAAUAAAUGUGCUUAUUGGCCCAAAGGGGAUGACUCUAGUGGAAGAAAUGAGAGAAGAGGAGGAUGUUAAUUACAUUAAAGAAGCAGAUGUAUCAAUGGGAGAUGGAAAUGUGGAGCAUAAAUUUGUGUUAGACAAGGGAGCUACAUUGCAAGGAGGAGGAGUAGAGGAUAAUUAUCUUGCUGGUGAUGCGAAUCAGGAUUUGCAAUUGAACAAUGAAAAGGAAAUUGUGAUUUCCUCAAAUGCAGAUGUAAGAGAGAUUGCUGAUGAAAGUGGACUUGAUUUGUUAGAUGAAAAAAAUGAAGCUGGUAAGCAGUAUGCUUAUGUAGUUCAUGGGACGCCCAAAGAAUCUUUAAGUUACACUGGCAGUGAAGAUAUAAAAUCUUUGGAGCAUCAAGAUCCAGCUGCAGUGGAUGAGUCUAGUCAUAAAGGAAUUUCGUUGGAGAAAGACAUCACUGUUCCUUCUAAUGAGGUCAGGGCCUAAUUUAUAUUUCUUUCAAAUAAACCUUCUCACAGGGUUAUCACCUGAAUGACGAAAAAAUGAAAAUAGGUCCGUGCUUCUCGUGGACAGCUGGGGCCUAAUGCUCAUGUUAUUGUUUGUGGUUUAAUUCUAUUUGGAGAGAUGUGCAUGGAGAUUUUUAUUUAUCAAAUAUUUGUCUGUAUCAUUCACUCAAUUCAACUUACUUUUUCUGUUUGAUUG
This is a messenger RNA of Quercus lobata, 2277 nucleotides long. Its product is annotated as cilia- and flagella-associated protein 251-like. The record is from RefSeq and is a predicted model, not a curated record. The transcript is spliced from 3 exons. Bases 283 to 2061 code for a protein of 592 amino acids. NCBI's taxonomy places the organism in Eukaryota, Viridiplantae, Streptophyta, Magnoliopsida, Fagales, Fagaceae.